UUCAGCUGACAGUCUACAUGAUGGCGACAGAGGUUCAGAGCGGCGACCUCGACAGUGCUACUUCCAGCCGGCUCGAAGUUUCCAUCGAUGGCCUCACCCUCAGUCCCGACCCGGAGGGCGAGCAGGGCCAGGUCGAAGAGCCGGACCCCGAACCCGCGGAACCCGAGACUGAUACGCCGGGUGCCCCGGGAGGCGAAGAUGGAGAGACAGCCAAAUCAGCGAUAGAGGGGAAAUGGGGCUUUCCUCUGUUGGAGCUCUACGGAAUGGGCCUUAAAUUCUUCAAAGAUAAAGAUGGAAAGGCCUUUCAUCCGACCUAUGAGGAGAAGCUUCGACUGGUGGCUCUGCACAAACAGGUGUUACUGGGCCCUUAUAAUCCUGAUGCUUCACCUGAGGUUGGCUUCUUUGAUGUCCUGGGCAACGACCGCAGGAAAGAGUGGGCGUCCCUGGGUAACAUGGAGAAGGAGGAGGCCAUGGUGGAGUUUGUCAAGCUACUGAACAAGUGUUGUAACCUAUUCGCUCCCUACGUCACUUCACACAAGAUCGAAAGGGAGGAGCAGGAGAGGAAAAGGAAAGAAGAAGAGGAGCGUCAGCGGCUGGAGGAGGAAGAGAGGGAGCGACAAAGGCAGGAGGAGGAGAGACGGAGGCUUGAGGAGGAGGAAAGGCUGAGGCGAGAGGAAGAGGAGAGGAGACAGGCGGAGGAGGAAAGGCUACGGGUUGAGCAGCAGAAACAACAGAUAAUGGCGGCACUGAAUGCGCAGACUGCCGUGCAGUUCCAACAGUACGCUGCUCAGCAAUACCCCAACAGCCCAGAGCAACAACUCGGCCUCAUCCGUCAGCUCCAGGAGCAGCACUACCAGCAGUACAUGCAGCAGCUCUACCAGGUCCAGCUGGCCCAGCAACAGGCGGCCUUACAGAAGCAGCAGAUGCAGGCUGAUUCGAUGGUGCAGGGUACCCUUGAAUCUAGCGGCUUCAACAGUGGUGAGCCCAUCGCCGCCUCAGCAGCAGGACCAUUGUGUGCAGCUUCACCACCUGCUGGCGAGGAAACCCCAACAGUCAACGGGGGCCAGUCGGACUCGUACUCGGAGAGCAUGGACAGGGAGCCUGAGCCUGAACCGGCAGAGGAGGUCUCAGAGAAUGGGCCUUUAUUAGCAGACUCCCCACCGGUCAUAGCUGCUCCUUCCAUGUGGACACGGCCACAGAUCAAGGACUUCAAGGAGAAAAUCCGGCAGGACGCAGACAGUGUGAUCACAGUGGGGCGUGGCGAGGUGGUGACAGUGCGUGUGCCCACCCACGAGGAGGGCUCUUACCUGUUCUGGGAGUUUGCCACGGACUAUUAUGACAUCGGCUUCGGGGUCUUCUUUGAGUGGACGGACGCUGCUUCUGCUUCGGUCAGCGUGCACGUGUCGGAGUCCAGCGAUGAGGACGAGGAUGAUGAAGGCGAGCCUCCCAGUGAGGAGGAGAAGGCAAAGAAGGAGGCAGGGAAGCCUCAGGUGGAUGAGAUUGUGCCGGUGUACCGGCGGGACUGUCACGAGGAGGUGUACGCCGGCAGCCACCAGUACCCCGGCCGCGGCGUCUACCUGCUCAAGUUUGACAACUCCUAUUCACUCUGGCGCUCCAAGAGUGUUUACUACAGAGUCUACUACACCAGAUAAGCCUGAAUACAGACACAGGGGAGCCAAGGAGUGUGUAUGUCCAUAUAUGUGUGUGUGAGUGUGUGUGUGUAGGUUGAGAUUUGUGCGAUGGCAGCAAGUAUGUAUGUAUGUAUGUAUGUGUGUGAAGGAGAUGGUGAUACCAGAUGCAUUCUGGGCGAAACCACCAGAGGGCGACAAAAAGACACAUUUGGAACCUGAGUUUUGAGAUGGGACUAAUAUGUAUGUGCGUGUGUGUCCCAAGAUACACCCAAGCCAGAGCCUGUCAUCGAGCCCUUGGAAGAGGAGUGUGUGUUCCUGUUGUAUAUUCACCACCUGUCCUCGCUGCGCUCACAUAAACCAAGCUGUAGGACUUUGCGCUCAUAUUGUAUUUGACCACUUUUCACCCUGGGCUCCUCUUCUGUCACCACCCCAGCCCGACACUGUCCAACGUGGCCUUGUGGCUGCUUCUGCCCUGAGUGACGCUUUCAUAACCACGAACAGAAACGCGGUGAGUCCAGCACUCUGCGAGCCAACGUUUCCUGUUCGGCGGUGGUAGUGGUUGUUUAUCCCACAAGAACACAGACAAUGUUGAAAAUCUAAUUAUAUUGCAAAUGUACUUCAUAACACUAUGCCUCUGUUCCACAGAGACAGUCUGGUCUUUGCCAAGUCUCUCACACACAUUAAAAACACCAUUGUACACAAACUUAAUCUUUUUUUUUUUGUUGUAGAACAGUGGUCCGUUAUUCUCCCACCAUGCAUAUAUGAAAAUCUGAGAGGAUGUUCAGUUGAAGCAGUGCUUUUUUUGGCUUUAUUCCUGCAUAAAAACACUCUUUCACCUUUUUUUUUUUUUUGAUAAAUUAACAGAGUGCACCAAGAGUAAAUUUUUUUAUGAAGUCUACUGGCUAAAUUUAUGAAAGACAGGCAAAGGAGUAUAAAACAACACGCACAUGGAAAAGUAAGCCCCCUCCAGCUUUAUAAACUCAAGCAUCUCAGUGUGAUACAGAAUAAGAAAAUUUAAAACAAAUUACUAAAUAAAUAUUUGUUCUCCCUUUCUCCUACAAAUGCUUUUAUCUCUGUGUCUGUUUCCACAUGGCUGAUUACAUUUAAUCAUCAACUGUCCUCUGCUCAUCAAUUCCUCAUGAUCGAAUCAAGAAAAGCGGAGCUAGUAUUACGACAGAUGUUUCAUGAAUAUUAACAGGGAGGUUUUUGUGUUAAUCGUUCUGGGUUCUGACACAAAUACACCUAACAAUUAUUACAUGUUUUGGAGGUCAUGACUCACUGUUACAUCUCAAAUCAAAAUAGCAUAAAACGCAGUGUUGCCGUUAUGUUUCUUUUUUUUUCUUUCCUGGUAUAAAUUAACUCAUUUUCAUCUCAAACAAGGUAUCUUGGAUGAACUGAGAUACUUUUUUUUGUCUCUUUGGUGACGUGGUUGCUUAUUAACUCAGUUGUGGCAUUUAAGUGUAUUCAACUUUUUUUUCUAAGUUAAUUUGUUGCCAUACUUUAGAUUCAUUCUAUCUUUACAUUGCAUAUGGAUGCUUUGGGUACCUACCACCUAGGUGCAUUAUAAGCAGUGUAUGCAUUGUGUUAGGUAACCGACGUCAGAGACAUUAAGGUUUCACUCACUGAGCUGUAUUUGUACAUUUUUGUGUGUGUAUGCAACCCAACUUUAAAGACACAGAGGCGGCAUAACUUGCAAGUUGAGUAAUCCUCCAAUGUCCUUGCUGAGUGUUUGUUCAUCAUAUUAUUUAAUCAGAGGCCACUCCUGCCUCCCAUCCAUUCAGUGAUUUGUGUAACAAAGUGUCACGAUGGCUUAACCAAGCCAUAAAGUUUAAGAAAGUUCUGAUGUGUGAUGUUUGUUUUUCAUAUUGCUCACCAAAUGGUUUGAGUUGACUUGUUCAAGCCUUGUAUGUAAAUAAUUCUAUAAAUGAGUUUAUGUAUGGAUUUUCAGAUGUGGAAAGAAGGCUAUGGUUUUGAGAAUCAAUGCACUGUAAAAUAUGGUGAAUGAGAUAUAUGUAUACAUUUUACCCCCUGAAUGAAAGUCCAAAACUCGUAGGAAGUAUACAAGACUCUAUUGACAUGACAGACAGAAAAGCUCAUCUUUUUGUAUUGUUUUGACUUGUUUGGAUCUCUUAUGAGUUGCAAGAUCUUUUUUCUGGGCAUAUAUUUAAUCUUGAUUAAACUUAUGUUCAUCUCUA
Centropristis striata (black sea bass) is the source of this 3826-nucleotide messenger RNA. It is a transcript of the gene acbd3, whose product is annotated as acyl-Coenzyme A binding domain containing 3. Gene Ontology annotation, molecular function: fatty-acyl-CoA binding. The record is from RefSeq and is a predicted model, not a curated record. The coding region runs from base 18 to 1652 and encodes 544 amino acids. Gene Ontology annotation, cellular component: Golgi membrane. The transcript is spliced from 8 exons. Lineage: Eukaryota; Metazoa; Chordata; Actinopteri; Perciformes; Serranidae.